Molecule: messenger RNA, 1458 nt
Organism: Scheffersomyces coipomensis
Lineage: Eukaryota; Fungi; Ascomycota; Pichiomycetes; Serinales; Debaryomycetaceae
Gene: FGR44
Product: Fgr44p
Exons: 1
Coding region: 1-1458 (485 amino acids)
Molecular function (GO): nucleic acid binding
Source: RefSeq, a predicted model, not a curated record
AUGUCAGAAUUACCUAGUUCUAUAAAAUCAGCUUUAGUUAAGCCACUAGAACGUGUUUACUUACUAUACCUUGAAAGAGAACUUAUAUCAUUCAUACAAGAUGCAUUACUUGACUAUCCUCAACAUCAAGAGGGGAAUGAAGAAGAACAAGAAGAUAACAAACAACAACAACAACCUAAACCUCAAUACACUAUCAAAGCAAAUUAUCUUAAGAAUUCAUACUAUCGUUUAUUAAGUCACCAAUUAUGUCAAUAUUAUAAUUUACAACAUUGGAAUAAUACCCUUAAUGAAAUAAUAGUUACUCCAACUGAUGCAUUCAAUUAUAAAGAUUUCAUGUCAGUGAUUGAAAAGAGUGAUGAUAAAGAUGUUUCAUUUAAAAAAUUAUCUGAUCUUGUCCCAGAUGAAACUAAUAGCAAUGGUACUGAAAUUAAUCAUCAUAAUCAUAGUCCUUCAAAUCCAUCAUUCAAAUCUUAUAACAAUAACUCUACUAUCAUCAAACCAAAGUUAAUCAUGAAGAAAAAUAAACCCUCCAAACCUGUGUCUGAUGAUAAUAGUGAUACGUCUCAACAUCAAGAUACUAUUGAUUCUAAGAUUAGUAGUCCAAUUCCUGACGAUUCAUCAGUUACAAGUACUCCAACGGAAGUUUCAGAAACUUUUAAAAUUGAAUCAGAAAGAGCUUCUAAAGAAGCAUUAUACUUGAAAGUUAGAGAACAAAUCUUUGAUGAAGCUGAUGAUGAUGCCCAAGAAGAAGAAGAGGAAGAAGAUGAUGAUGACGGUGAAGAAUUUAAUGAUGAAUUCGUUAAUAACGAUAAUAGAUAUAAUAGUCAUCAAAGGUACAAUCAAAUAAAUCCUCCUAAAUUCAUCCCAUACAUGAAUGCAUCUCAUAUACCGAUGCAUAUGCCAAUGGCUUAUGGUAAUGGAAUGUCACCACCAACAUUUGUUCCUGCCAAUGGAUAUUUCCCACCAUCACCAGGAGCUGUACCAAUAGUUUAUCCUACCAACUUUUAUACUCCAAAUAAUGCUAUGUUACCUCCUGGUCCCGGUUAUUAUGGAUAUCCUGUUCCACCAGCAUCAAUGGGAGGUGGUCCUCAUGGUCCUCAUAUACCACCCAAUCCUCCUUAUGAUAAAGAAACAGAAAGAAGAUUAUUAAAUAAUCCUUAUAUUAUAAUACCGGGUGAUAAUAAUCAUAAGUCUCAAUACAAGCCAAGACAAAAUAGUACUGGUCAAGGUAAAGGUAAUGGAUAUAAUGUUCAUCAUUACAAUAAUAAUAAUAAUGGUAAUGGAAAAUAUUACAAUGGUAAUGCCAAUGGCAACAGUACAAAUAAUAAUAAUAAUAAUAAUAUUGGUUAUAAUGGAGGUCAAUACACUGCCAAUUCUAAUUACUAUAAUCCCGAACCCAAUGGUACCAAAACCAAGUAUACAAACAAUAAGACUGUUGUUCCCAAACAAAACCAAUAA